CGUACAAAGCCAAAAGAGAACUCGAAGCUGGGACUCCGACGAGCAAUGACAAUGUUUCCCACAAGCUCACUGUUAGCUUGCUCCUACUCCCCACUAUGCCCAAGGCGAGUCUGCACUCCAUGCCUCACCUCACCGUCGUCCAUCCUCUUCCUCCGUGGCUCGGGCUCCGCCGCCCUUGCCAUGCUGGCCUCCAUGCUCUCCCACGGCCGCGCUCCGCCGCAGGCCAUCAUGUCCGUGGAAAGGGACUUGCACAUGGCAACCGGCGAUGGAGAGAACAGCUACGCUAUCAAUUCCAUCUUCCAAAGGAAGACGGUAAUGGAGACAUGGCCCGAGCUCCACAAGGCCGUCAGAGAGGCGCUCAAGUCGCUGUCGACCAUUGGGAUUGGGACUGGGAGCACGACGACGAUGGUGGCUGCUGACCUCGGAUGCUCGUCGGGGCCGAACACGCUGCUCGUCGUCUCCGAGGUGAUGAACACGAUCGGCGCCCAUGUCGUCCAGGAAGAACCGGCAGAUAACUAUGGCAGCCGCGCCGUCAUGGAGGUGCAGUUCUUUCUGAAUGAUCUGCCGGGCAACGACUUCAACCUUGUGUUCCGGUCGCUCGAUCAGCACCAGCACCAGCAGCGGCGGCUCCAAGGCCAUGGCCUGAUGGCCGCUGUGGAGGAGAAGCAGGCAGCGGUCCCUUGCUAUAUCGCCGGACUGCCUGGAUCCAUGUACACAAGGAUUUUGCCCUGCCAGAGCGUCCAUCUGUUCCACUCAUCCCACUGCCUCAUAUGGCGUUCCAAGAUCCCUGAAGAUCUCUCAAACGGAACUCAUGUGAAUGCUGACAACAUCUACAUUGGGAAGACUACUCCAAAAGUUGUGGUAGACCUGUUCCAGGAACAAUUUGAAAAGGACUUUGAAUUGUUCUUGUCACUACGACACAAAGAACUUGUAUCAGGUGGUAGCAUGGUACUAACAUUUGCUGGCCGGAAGCCGGAAGAGAUGCCAAUGCAAGGGGGCGUGGCACGCGUUUGGGAAGUUCUUUCCCAAGCGCUCGAAUACCUAGUCCACAAGGGCCGUGUGGAGAACAAGAAACUAAGCUCCUUCAACAUGCCAUACUACGCACCAUCACUAGAUGAGGUGACACAAUUGAUUAAGCAGAAUGAUCUAUUCGACAUUGAAGACACGAGACUCUUUGAGUCAAACUGGGAUGCCUACGAUGAUUCAGAUGGCGAUGUUGUUCUCAAUUGUUCCGGCAGUGCUGAAAACAUAGCUAAGAUUAUAAGGGCUGGUAUUGAGCCACUGAUCAUGAAUCAUUUUGGUGAGGAUAUCAUUGAGGAACUGUUCAUGGUGUAUGCCUCCAUCCUUGCAAAGAACCUCGAGAAAGGGAAGGCCAUGUGCCCUGUCAUUGUGGUCAUGUUGAAGAAGUCCGAACUUUGAAAUUUGCCAUAUAUUGAGGUCAUUACUUGCCGGAGUGCAUCAAAUAACUGAUAUGCCCUA
Messenger RNA from Sorghum bicolor (sorghum), 1479 nucleotides. Its product is annotated as anthranilate O-methyltransferase 2. Lineage: Eukaryota; Viridiplantae; Streptophyta; Magnoliopsida; Poales; Poaceae. Gene Ontology annotation, biological process: methylation. The transcript has 4 exons. The record is from RefSeq and is a predicted model, not a curated record. Gene Ontology annotation, molecular function: S-adenosylmethionine-dependent methyltransferase activity. The coding region runs from base 46 to 1419 and encodes 457 amino acids.